This is a messenger RNA of Scophthalmus maximus (turbot), 2952 nucleotides long. It is a transcript of the gene prr35, whose product is annotated as proline rich 35. Bases 250 to 2481 code for a protein of 743 amino acids. The transcript is spliced from 3 exons. The record is from RefSeq and is a predicted model, not a curated record. NCBI's taxonomy places the organism in Eukaryota, Metazoa, Chordata, Actinopteri, Pleuronectiformes, Scophthalmidae.
CUCUUUUGCAGGGUCUCUUUUUUCCCCCAGAGGAAGACUUACAAGCAUCAAAUCAUUCUGAUCUUAGGUUCUGUUUCCCGUUCGUCAAGGAAAUGACCUUUUUCUUCCCCGCCCCGCCGCAAAACUGUGGAAAAACUCGCGUCGAAUGAAAUGAACCCUGGCACAAAAGAUAGACAGUCGAAAAAUCCAUCUUGAAUCAUCAUAAUCCGAACACAAUCGCAAAAUCUUUAGAAAUAUCAAGCCUCAGUCAUGUCCAAGGACGACGCGUGCAAAGUGACGUCUGCCAUCAAACACAAGGAGCGCAAGCCUAAGAAACCUCACUAUAUUCCCCGGCCAUGGGGCAAACCCUACAACUACAAAUGCUUCCAGUGUCCAUUCACGUGCAUGGAGAAGUCUCACCUCUACAACCAUAUGAAGUACAGCCUGUGUAAGAACUCCCUCUCUCUGCUCAUAGAGUCAGACUGGCCCUACAAAAAGGGCAACAUCCUGCACCCAGACCAGCUGCGACCCUUUCAGCAGGCACACGGUCUCCAUGCUCCCGGGAAAGACGAGCUAGAGCAGGCAGCGCGGACUGAGGAGAGACAAAGGCAGCGGAGGAACAUGGGGGAGGAAGGAGAGGACAGGGAAAACCAGGGAGUAGAAGAUGCGGAGGAGGGAGGACGAGGCGAGCGGUCAGAGAGUGUCGGGCUGGCGAGGGAGAGCUCCGGCAGCGACAGGGGCGGAGGAGAUGCUACAGAGUGCGCUGCCAAGAAAAUCAAACAACCAGAGUCAGAACUCCUAAUGGCCGACAUGCUCUCCCUGGAGGAUCAGCUUUUACGAGCACGCUCAGUCGAAGUAGAGGCCCAGCUUAAACACUACAAGCUCUCCAAGACAUGUCUGACGGCUCCUGGGCUGCUCUCGGAGCAGUGGCGGCUGUUGGCGUCCAGCCACACUAAGGCCAAAGCAGAGGGAGCUCAGGCCAGAGUGAGUAGCUCGAUCCCCUGUUACCCUCCUCCCCCAAACCUGGUAGAUUACCAGGAUCCCACUGGACUCAAUCUGUCAGUGCUCGGGGUGGGCUACCCCAUCAGCCCCAGCCUCUUCUCCUACAUGAACUCAGCCAUUUCCACCCCUGCCACGGGUGUGACUGCCCAGACCCAUGCGCAGCUCGCCCAGCUUCCCUUCCUGGCGUCGGCGGCUCAACUGAUGCACCCGGCCUCAGGCACGCACACAGAGAGAGCGCUCAUCCCCCCUCGUCUCUACUACCCCUUCCUGUGUGAGCACACGUUCGGACCGGCCCCCGGUCAGAGUGAUGCCAGCAAAGCGCUCAAGAUGUCCACAAACGGCCUGGAAGCGAAUCCCCUGUCUGGCUUCCAGCCCAAAGUCAAUCUGUGGAAAGUGCCAGCCCUGCGACCAGGCACCACCACUGGCCCCACUGCUGGCUGGGUGUCUCCGCAGAGAGACUCCCUCGACCAGGGCUACAGGCCGGGGGAUAAACUGCAGGAUUCAACCAAGGAAGGCAAAGCAAGCUGGGGUCUAAAGAGGACAGGGGCCCCACUGGGGAACCACGAGGCACCUGUGGAGAAGAAGCCGGCCCUGGGCUUUACUUUGGACCUCCUGAAGAAUAUUCAGACUGCAUCAACUCUUAACAUGGCGGCGGACAGACUUCUUUUCCAGAACAGUUUACAGGACGCUCAGCUUCAGACCCGGCCCACUGAACUGUGGUACAACGACCCUCUCACCAGUCCCAAAAGUGAAACCUCCUCUCUUUCAACGUGUGGAGGACCCAAUGGCCAAGACUCGUCCGCUGCCCAGACAACGGAGGACGAUGCCUCGGAGUCAGCGGGCGCUCUCCUGAGUGACCUCUCCAAGGCGCUGCAGGAGUACCAAGAGGCUGAGCGCAAAAUCUCCCACCUUGAGAAGGAAGACCUCCCCGCCCAGCGCCACCUCUGGGAUCACCUGAGCAAAAUCCGCAGCGAACUCUCCCACAUACACCAGGCGCUGGAGCGGACCGCUCGCCAGAGCGAAGGGCCGCUCGACCUGUCGGUCAAGAGGGACUUGACAAAUUUGGCCGGCGACGCGGGUGUGAGGGAGGACAGCAGUCUGAAGGACAACAGCACAGAGACAGAGGAGGAGGAAGACGAGGAGCUGGAGGAGAGGAGGGAGGAAGAGGAGGACGAGAGUGAGAGGAGGGCAAUGAAGGCUUCGCUGGAGAGCCGAAAGCAGUCUUUGGACAUGCUGAUCAAGAUGAGUCAGGCAUCAGUGGUGAACACAGAGGUUCUCUCUCCGGGUGGUCUGGGUGUCAGGUCCAGUCCGGCGGAGGCCUUGUGGCCGAGCAGAACCACCAAGUGUGAGGCAGACUCCAGCGUCCUGCUCUGCCCCGACGGCCGAUCAGUGGUGUUCGCCGACAUCCCCAACUCUGCCAUAACCUUGAAGAGACCCUCGUCCAUACAGCGACGAGAAGCUCAGUGUCCCCCGAGCCCUUUGACGGCUACUGACAACUGAACCUCGACUCUUUCUGACUCUAAUAUUACUGAUUCUUUACUGUCCUCAAAUGCAGUAAUGUUCUUUUGGUACCAGCAUGCCUUUGAUUCUCACUGGCUGGAAGAGGACGUCUCACUUAUUCUCAGUUUACCUUCACAAAAAACCUCAAACAUUUUGCACCUUAUGAGAAAAAUGAAUGAUAAUUUGGAAGAGAAGGAUUUCUAGUGCACUAAGAACAUUGAUUGUUACAAUAAUAAAAAUAAUAUUUUAAAGGUAACAUCUGCACUUAGUAAUUUCCAUGAGGAUAAUUUAAAUAACUAAGUCCAUUACGAUUAUGCUGAGAGACAAUCCUUUUAAUGGACUUGUAAAUACUGUAAUUACAAUAAAAUGUAAGUAAAAUGUUUUAAAAGGGUAAAUGGUUUUAUAUGGAUGAUGUCAUGUUGGGCUGCAUCAUUUCACUUGGUGAAAAUAAAAUGUAUUAUACACACUGUA